Lachancea meyersii CBS 8951 is the source of this 1527-nucleotide messenger RNA. The record is from the annotation of a GenBank genome assembly. Lineage: Eukaryota; Fungi; Ascomycota; Saccharomycetes; Saccharomycetales; Saccharomycetaceae.
AUGGUGACUUAUGAAAGUACUAGACAUAUCUUGGAAGAGCUAGAGUUGAUUGAAGAUGCCAUCAGCUCUCGUUUCAAGCGAAACCCUGAACUUUUGUAUAGAAAUGUCGAAAAAUGGAAAUCGAUGAGCAUGGACUGGGAAUUCCCAGAAGAAUCACAAAUUCAUAGAGAGGGGAAUAAGCUGUAUGCUAUUAAGAAGCCUCGACGGAAUCGGAAACAAUUGGCAGCACAGGAACACGAAAUUGCACUAUUUUUGGACACAUAUCGCAAGAAUUGUGAACUGCUGAGUAGCGUGAACUUCGAGGAUGAACGCAAAUACGAGGUCUCAGAUGGCUCUCUCGAUAAGCUGCUGUCUGAAAUCGAAACAAUAGAAAAAGAGAGCGUUGAGAGUGGAUCAGAAGAUGUGGGUAACGAGUACAGCAUGUUUUCGAACUCGACUGCGUCGCGGAAAGAAAUCCUUUCGAAGAAAGCGCAAGAUCUUGAUGUCAAUGCCAUAUUUGCAAGAGACGAGCAAUACGGCAAAAUACUGGAUCUGGGAACAUUUCACCAGCAGUGGCUAGGUGUGGUGAAGAGCGGAGAUGUGACAUUUCUGCAGUUUUUCGCACAGGUGGAAAAGUUCAAGGAUCAUAGUUUUUUGGUUCACCCUGCUGCAAAUCGUAACAGUACCGCAUACCGCGGGUUUGUCACUCAUUUAUACCGUUAUAUGAACGGAUUUGCCCGGCGUGCAUAUCCCAUGCUGGACUGGGAAGCUGUGGAUUCGAAUUUGAAAACAGAGUUCGAGAAGUUUUUGGCAGAGCCAGUAAUAGACAACCAAAGGGGGUCACUGUACUGCAUCUCUUGUGAUAAAAACUUUAAAGCAGACACCGUUUAUCGCGCACACCUUUCGGGGAAGAAGCAUUCCGGGAAUCGACGCAAAAACGAAUCGUUUUUGGCCGAAGAGCACAGAUUGCACAAGCUGUGUGGGUUCUUGGCCGAGGAACUUUCUCGCACUCGAGAGUUUGUGGAACGUAAGCUGGGUUUCACUUCUGAAGAGCGCGAACAGGAGCUAGAGAGACUCACUGCCGACUACGAGGCUCCCAUUUACCGCUUGUCAGAGCCCGAGGACGACAUUGAAGAAUCUGCGCCCGCAGAAAAACCAAUUGUCGAUAGCACUUCAAAUCUUCCACUUGGGCCAGACGGCUUCCCGAUCCCGUACUGGCUCUACAAGCUGCAGGGACUCGACAUCGAGUAUCGAUGCGAAGUGUGUGGAAACUACGUCUACAAAGGACGCAGACAGUUCGACAAGCAUUUUUCGGAGCAGAGACACAGCUUGGGGCUGCGGAAGCUCGGGGUCGAGCCCUCUGCGACGUUCCAGGGCGUCACAAGUAUUGCCGAUGUGCAAAGACUGGCCUCUCACCUAAGAUCGCGAGGCUCUGCCGGCGUAGGAAGACCAAAAGCUACGGAAUUGAACGUGGAAAUGGAGGACAACGAUGGGAACGUCAUGACGAAGCAAGUUUACGAUGAGCUAGCAAAACAAGGUCUGUUAUGA